CCGAAGUUCAAGUCCAGCGGUUUGGCAUCGAUAAACGCACUCGUUCACCACCCAGCACCUCUCUUUCGUGUUUCAAUCGACUAACAGGUCUAAUCGUUCAAGAUGCAUCUUAUGUACUCUCUGGGCCCUGAUGGCAAGCGGGUUUACACCCUGAAGAAGGUCACCGAGGAUGGUCGCGUUACGAAGAGUGCUCACCCCGCCCGUUUCUCUCCCGAUGACAAGUACUCCCGUCACCGUGUGACCCUCAAGAAGAGAUACGGUCUCCUUCUGACCCAGCAAGUCGACAAGGAGGCUGCUAAGCUGUAAACGGGUUGACGGAAAAACAUGAUUGAGAUACAAAAGGUGCUUUGAAUCAUUUAUGGCGAAUGGUGUUAUCUAUGGUCUUUGGACGAUGAGAAACUUUUGUUCGGUUUCUGUGCGGUGCCCAUGGCCGGUAUCUUAGUGUGCAAAAUAUACCAUCCAAGAAUUUGCUCUAUAUUCGUUACCUA
Aspergillus neoniger CBS 115656 is the source of this 488-nucleotide messenger RNA. RefSeq names its product H/ACA ribonucleoprotein complex subunit NOP10. Gene Ontology annotation, molecular function: telomerase RNA binding; box H/ACA snoRNA binding. Lineage: Eukaryota; Fungi; Ascomycota; Eurotiomycetes; Eurotiales; Aspergillaceae. The transcript is spliced from 5 exons. Gene Ontology annotation, biological process: rRNA pseudouridine synthesis; positive regulation of telomerase RNA localization to Cajal body; snRNA pseudouridine synthesis. Gene Ontology annotation, cellular component: box H/ACA telomerase RNP complex; box H/ACA snoRNP complex. The record is from RefSeq and is a predicted model, not a curated record. Bases 103 to 306 code for a protein of 67 amino acids.